CUCCUGGUCCAUUUCUUCCUACUCUCAGCACUCAGUUUACCCAGGAGUUCUUCUUAUUUUAUAUACUCUUCGAGUUGCCCUUGUCAUAACAAGCAUCUGGACCCAGGCCAGAUCUAUGGCGUUCAACUUUGAUGGCAACUUCGCUCUCGAGCAGACCGGGCUUGAUAUCUCUCUCAAUGACUUUACGUUCGAUCCAUCUCAACAGCAACAGAUUCAUCUACAUCAACAACAACAACAACAACAACAACAGCAACAGCAACAGCAACAGCAACAGCAACAGCAACAGCAACAGCAACAGCAACAGCAGCAACAACAACAACAACAACAACAGCAACAGCAACAACAGCAACAGCAACAACAGCAACAGCAACAACAGCAACAGCAACAGCAACAGCAACAACAACAUCAGCAGCAAGCAGCACAGUCAAUACCAACAUCACAGCAUGAUCAAUUGCUCACUCCGGCUGGUAGCGAAUACUACUCAACAGAUUAUACUCAGUACAUGUCACCGCUCGCGGUACAGCCUGAAAGUUCUACAGGUGCGGCUAUGGUGAUCACAGAUCAAUUCGAAGACGACGAGGUGAGAAUCAGUUAUUGUACUUUUGUCAGACACCCAAAUUCCCUCGAUGCAAGGGCUCCCUAAUUGUUUCCUUGGAUGGCUUUUUUUUGUCCGAUUCUUUCCCCUUCUUUCCGUCCUUUGAUUGCCCUUUUUAUCUUUAUCUAGAUGUCCAGUUCAAUCCAUUAUUGAAGUGAAUUCAAUAGUCCA
This is a messenger RNA of Lobosporangium transversale, 766 nucleotides long. RefSeq lists its product as hypothetical. The record is from RefSeq and is a predicted model, not a curated record. The transcript has 2 exons. Lineage: Eukaryota; Fungi; Mortierellomycota; Mortierellomycetes; Mortierellales; Mortierellaceae. The coding region runs from base 116 to 643 and encodes 175 amino acids.